AUGUCAAAAGAGAAUAUCGUGGAGUUUGAGAAGGAUGUGAGCGCACAGUGCGCCGUGACGAAGGUCGACAAGCAUGGCCUACCUCUCCACCCUCAACCUUCCGACGACCCGGAAGAUCCUUUGAACUGGCCACUGACCUAUCGGUGCUUCGUCCUGGCGCAAGUCAGCCUGCUUGCUAGCCUGGGUAACUUCAACAUUACAUUUUUUGUCAAUCCCGCCUAUGGAGAGCUCGCAAAUGAAUUUGGUAUCACGACGGUGACUGCAUCUUACCAGACCACCGUUAUGAUAGCAAUGGUGGGGUUGUCGCCAUUCGUAGCUAUCCCUCUAGCCGAAGCAUACGGGAGGAGAUAUAUCUACCUCAUAACCACGUUCAUCGGGUUCGCUUCCGCCUUUGGUUGUGCAUAUUCGACGACAUACGCCCAGCUCAUUGGAGCAAGAAUUGUCAAUGGUAUCUUUCCGGUUGCCAUGACGCUCGGCAUAGGAACAAUAAACGAUAUGUUCUUCCUCCAUCAGCGUGGGCGCGCCAUCGGUGUCUACACCGUCUUGAUGACUAAUGGCAGCCAUAUCGCACCCAUUCUUGGAGGCGUAAUUGGCCAGUUUCUCGGGUGGCGCUGGAUAUUCAAGUUCUCCUCUAUCUGCGAUGCCUUCAUGUUUGUCUGCAUCCUGUUGUUCCUUCCUGAGACACUCUACCUCCGCGACAGCUCGUCUUUCAUGGACCGUGCUGGCGACAAGUACGCCACCACGAACGACCUUCUUUCGAGAAGCUCUUGGCGGAGACACGUUCAAAGACUGAAGUGGAGAGGAAGGUUGGAGGGCCGUCGGGUGAGCGUGAAGGACUUCGUGGUACCAGUCGUCAAAAUCGCGCGAUAUCCUUCUGUUCUGUUCCCCGCUAUUUACUACGCCACGCAGUACGGUUUUGGAAGUAUCCUUCCAGCUGUCACCGUCGCAAGCGUUUUCUCCCAGGCGUUCGGCUGGAACACCCUCCAGAUCGGACUUGCCUAUGGUGGUUCACUUACCAUCGGGAGUUUCCUUGGAGAGACAGCAGGUGGAUGGGUCGUUGACUCCAUCAUCAAUAGAGCACGUCGUCGUUCGGGAGAAAAUGCGCCGACCGAAGUUCGAUUGAAGGCGGCUUGGACAGGAAAUAUUCUCGUUAUGGCUGGACUUCUUAUCUAUGGCUUUGGUCUCCAGUAUAAUGCGGCAUGGCCUGGCCCCAUCAUCGGUAUGGGUAUAGGUUGUUUUGGAGUACAGUGUAUCACAACUGUUAUGUAUACAUAUAGCAGCGAGUGUUACCGAGAUCGUUCGGAUCAAGUGUCCCAGGUUUUUAACUUCUUCCGUCAAGAAAUCGGAAUGACCUUUGCCUUCUACGCCAUACCUCUCGCCAAAGCCAUGGGAGGCUAUCAAUGGUUGUUCCUUCUUUUCUCGGUGCUGGGAUGUAUUGUUGCAUUCAUACCCAUCGUGGUCCUGAUGUACAAGGGAGAAGCCAUUCGAAGGCACAUGGACAGGCAGUGA
Messenger RNA from Stereum hirsutum FP-91666 SS1, 1509 nucleotides. Its product is annotated as MFS general substrate transporter. The transcript has 18 exons. Bases 1 to 1509 code for a protein of 502 amino acids. Gene Ontology annotation, biological process: transmembrane transport. Gene Ontology annotation, cellular component: membrane. The record is from RefSeq and is a predicted model, not a curated record. Lineage: Eukaryota; Fungi; Basidiomycota; Agaricomycetes; Russulales; Stereaceae. Gene Ontology annotation, molecular function: transmembrane transporter activity.